CUAGGUUGGCGCUGUUGUCACAGCUCCAUAAAGUAUUCUCUCUGUUGUGGAGGAGCACCUAAAGCCCACCCUUACUUUACCCACCAUGACAUUUGCCCCACCAUACACCCCUGGGAUCAUGAGACUGUGGGGUUGGUCAUGGCUCCUCCCAGUUGUGGCCCCUCAUAUCCACACAUGGUAUUGUCUCAUGCCCUCCAAGGAGACAUCUUAGGAGCCUUUCCUCACAAAAUGGCUUACUUCCUGUCCAGAGAGGAAGUGAUUUAUCCCAAGGACUGCAACGUUUUACAGAGACAAAGGAGCCUUGUUGUGGGCAGUAAAGGGUGCAGCACCCCUGUCAGUGAGGAGAGCCCCCAUGUGCAAAUACCUGGGCUUCCUCGUACUACAAAGGCCAGCAAGCCCACCCCUGCACCGGGUACAAGAUGAUGAGGAAUAAGGAGAAGGGCACGGAGGAGGACGGCUCAGCCCGCAGCAAUGCGUCCAGCCACUCAGCAUCGGAAGAGUCCAUUCACUCUGCAUCAGAGUCAGGCAGCCAAUCAGAAAGUGAACAUGCAAGCGGGCAGGCCAGCGCAUCCAAUAGCAGCUCCGAGUCUUCAGAGAGCCACUCUGAAUCAGAAUGUGAAUCAAAUGCUUCCAAAUCACAGGGACAACUCUCCGAUACGAAAGAGAAGUCGGUUCCCAAAAAACAGAGAUUGGCUGAUGUGAAAAAGAUGUGGGAAGAAUACCCUGAUGUGUAUGGGGUAAGAAGGUCAAAUAGAAGCAGACAAGAACCCUCAAGAUUUAGCGUCAAAGCAGAGACUACAGAUUCUGAAAGAGAAAGCCCAAAAAGGAGAAGUGCAAGAAACCUUCACAAAAAGAGAAUUAAACAACUUUCAGAUGAUGAUGAUGAUGAUGAUGAAGAGGAAGAUGAUGAAGAUGCUAGCAGUGGAGAAAGUGAUGUACAACGGCCAAAAUCCAGAUCCAGACAACUGGCUAAAAGAUUCUCAUCCAGAAUUUCGUCAAGAAAACAAAAGAAACCUCAACGUGGAAAAAGAAGAAAGGCUGAUUCCAGUGAAGAUGAUGAUGAUGACGAUGAGGACGAUGACGCUCCAAAGAGGCAGACGCGACGUAGGGCAGGCAAAACUGUUAGCUACAAAGAAGAUGAUGACUUUGAAACAGAUUCUGAUGAUCUGAUUGAAAUGGGAGGAGAAGAAGCAGAGGAACAAGAAGAAAGUCAUGAGACUAUUGAGAAAGUGUUGGAAUCCAGGACUGGAAAGAAAGGAGCUACUGGAGCCCCUACAACUCUGUAUGCCAUUGAAGCAAAUGGGGACCCCUGCGCUGACUUUAAUCGUGAAACUGAUGAAUCGGAACAACAGUUUCUUAUAAAAUGGAAAGGCUGGUCUUACAUCCACAGCACUUGGGAGAGUGAGGAAACCUUAAACCAACAAAACGUUAAAGGCUUAAAAAAGCUGGAGAACUUUAAGAAGAAAGAUGAAGAAAUAAAACAAUGGAUAUCAAAAAUUUCCCCUGAAGAUCUUGAGUAUUAUAAUUGCCAACAGGAACUGGCACUGGAAUUGAACAAGCAGUACCAGAUAGUUGAGAGGGUCAUAGCUGUGAAGACUGGCAAAUCUGCCUCUGGGCACUCUGACUUUCCAGUCCCAAGCAGGAGGAACUCCACCUCUAAUGAGCCAGAGUACCUGUGCAAGUGGAUGGGUCUCCCCUACGCGGAUUGCAGUUGGGAGGAUGGAGCUCUCAUAGGGAAGAAAUUUCAGCACUGUAUUGAUAGCUUCAACAGCCGGAAUAACUCAAAAAACACCCCUGUGAAAGAUUGUAAGGUCCUUAGACAGAGACCCCGGUUUGUGACACUGAAGAAGCAGCCUUCUUAUAUUGGCGCUGAAGGUCUUGAACUCCGUGACUACCAACUUGAGGGCCUCAACUGGCUAGCCCAUUCUUGGUGCAAGAAUAACAGUGUAAUCCUAGCAGAUGAGAUGGGCCUGGGAAAAACUAUUCAGACAAUAUCCUUCCUCUCCUACCUGUUUCACCAGCAUCUGCUUUAUGGCCCGUUUCUCUUGGUGGUGCCCUUAUCUACUUUAACAUCCUGGCAAAGAGAAUUCGAGGUGUGGGCUCCAGAUAUAAAUGUGGUGGUUUACAUUGGAGAUGUUGGCAGUAGAAAUACAAUAAGGGAGUAUGAGUGGGUUCAUCAACAGAGCAAGAAGAUGAAGUUUAAUGCACUACUAACAACGUAUGAAAUUUUACUGAAGGAUAAAGCCAUUCUAAGCAGUAUUAAUUGGGCAUUUAUUGGAGUUGAUGAAGCACAUCGGUUAAAGAAUGAUGAUUCCUUAUUGUACAAGACCCUGAUAGACUUUAAGUCUAACCAUAGAUUGCUGAUCACUGGAACGCCCCUGCAAAAUUCUUUGAAGGAACUCUGGUCACUUCUGCACUUUAUUAUGCCAGAAAAAUUUGAAUUUUGGGAGGACUUUGAGGACGAGCACGGAAAAGGAAGAGAUAAUGGUUAUCAAAGUCUCCACAAAGUUCUUGAACCAUUCUUACUGCGAAGAGUUAAGAAAGAUGUAGAAAAGUCUCUUCCAGCUAAAGUAGAACAGAUCCUCCGUGUAGAGAUGUGUGCUCUGCAGAAACAGUAUUACAAGUGGCUCUUAACAAGAAAUUACAAGGCUUUGUCCAAGGGAACAAAAGGUAGCACAUCUGGCUUCCUUAAUAUUGUAAUGGAGCUAAAAAAAUGCUGCAAUCACUGCUUCCUGGUCAAAAGCCCGGAAGAUCCGGAAAAGGAAACCAGGCUUGAAGGUCUACAGUCCUUGAUAAGGAGCAGUGGGAAACUUGUCCUUUUAGACAAACUGCUGACCCGACUGCGUGAAAGAGGUAACAGAGUGCUCAUCUUCUCCCAGAUGGUGCGCAUGUUGGAUAUCCUGGCUGAAUACCUCACCAUAAAACACUACCCAUUUCAGAGACUGGAUGGAUCCAUAAAGGGAGAGCUUCGUAAGCAAGCACUGGACCACUUUAAUGCAGAAGGCUCCGAGGAUUUCUGUUUCUUGCUGUCUACACGUGCCGGUGGACUUGGAAUAAAUUUGGCUUCUGCUGACACUGUAGUUAUCUUCGACUCGGACUGGAAUCCUCAGAAUGACUUACAGGCCCAGGCUAGAGCUCACAGGAUUGGUCAGAAGAAACAGGUAAAUAUUUAUCGCCUUGUAACAAGGGGAACAGUAGAAGAAGAUAUCAUAGAAAGGGCAAAGAAAAAGAUGGUUCUUGACCACCUUGUAAUUCAGCGUAUGGACACCACUGGUCGGACUGUGCUGGAAAAUAACUCUGGAAGCUCAAAUUCCAACCCAUUUAACAAGGAGGAGUUAGCUGCUAUUCUUAAGUUUGGAGCUGCAGACCUUUUUAAGGAACCUGAAGGAGAGGAAUCGGAACCUCAGGAAAUGGAUAUUGAUGAAAUUUUACGUCUGGCAGAGACCAGAGAGAAUGAGCCUAGCUCCAGUGCAACCGAUGAGCUUCUCUCUCAGUUUAAGGUGGCCAACUUUGCAACUAUGGAAGAAGGAGAAAAUAAUCUUGAAAACCAAGGCCAAAAGGAUUGGGACGAUAUUAUUCCUGAAGACCAGAGAAAGAAGGUGGAAGAGGAAGCCCGACAGAAAGAGCUAGAUGAAAUCUACAUGCUUCCUAGGAUUCGGAGCUUAAACAAAAAGGCACAGGCAAAUGACAGCGAGUCUGAUCAGGAAUCCAAACAGAGAGCUCAGCGAUCCUCUGGCUCAGAGAGCGAUUCUGAUGAUUCUGAUGAUGACAGAAAACCCAAACGCAGAGGACGUCCCCGCAGUGUUCGAAAGGACACAGUAGAAGGUUUCACAGAUGCAGAGAUAAGAAGGUUUAUAAAGGCAUACAAAAAGUUUCCGACUCCCUUGGACAGACUUGAGUGCAUUGCACGUGAUGCAGAACUUGUGGAGAAAUCAGUGGCGGAUCUAAAGAGAUUGGGAGACUUACUGCACUCAAGCUGUGCCUCAGCCAUGCAGGAGUUCGAAGAACAAUUGAAAGAGAAUCCAACUGAUGGUAAAGGUCCUGGCAAAAGAAGGGGUCCAACUAUAAAAAUUUCUGGUGUCCAAGUGAAUGUAAAAGCAAUUAUUCAACAUGAGGAAGACUUUGAAAUUCUCAGUAAAGCCCUUCCCAAAGAUCCAGAAGAGAAGAAAAAGUUCCAGUUAACUAGUCGUGUUAAAGCUGCUCAUUUCGAUGUAGAUUGGACUGUAGAAGACGACUCCCAUUUGCUCCUGGGGAUAGUUGAACAUGGCUAUGGAAAUUGGGAGCUCAUUAAAAGUGACCCAGAGCUGAUGUUGGCAGAAAAGAUCUUACCUGUGGAAACCGAGAAAAAACCUCAAGGAAAACACUUACAGACCAGAGCAGACUACCUGCUAAAAAUGCUUAAGAAAGAAAUAGAGAGAAAAGAAGGUGGUCCAACAGAGGAGGCAAAAAAGAAAAGAAGGCCACGGGCAAAGAGAGAUAGUGCAGGCAAAGUGAAGGAUGAGCAUGGCAAUGAGAUCUCCUCCCCUAGGCUUUCUGAUAACCCAUCAGAAGAUGCCGAAACCAAGGAUGAUGGCUCUCUGAAGAGUCCAAACAAGAAAAAACAAAAGAAGAAAGACAACAAAGAAAAUAAGGACAAACAGAACCAAAAAAAAGAUGGCCCCAAAGAGAAGAGGAAGCCAAAGGAAAAGGUGAAGCGGGCUGAAACCAAGGGUGGUGCCAGGAGUAGGAAGAACCAGGGACCUGUCCACAUUACGGCUGGAAAUGACCCUGUACCCAUUGGGGAAGAAGAAGAAGAUGAUCUUGAUCAGGAAACCUUCAGCAUUUGCAAGGAGAGAAUGAGGCCUGUAAAGAAAGCUCUGAAACAACUGGAUAAACCUGACAAAGGUCUGACUGUCCAAGAACAGCUAGAACACACAAGGACUUGCUUACUGAAAAUCGGAGAUCGCAUCUCUGAGUGCCUUAAGACAUACAAUGACCAGGAGCAAAUUAAGAUAUGGAGGAGGAAUCUCUGGAUUUUCGUCUCAAAAUUCACAGAAUUUGGUGCCAGGAAGUUGCACAAGUUGUACAAGAUGGCCCAUAAAAAGAGGUCCCAGGAAGAGGAGGAACAGAAGAAAAAAGAUGCAACACCAAGCAAGAAACCUUUUCGACCAGAGCCAUCUGGGUCCAGUCGUGAUUCGGUUAACUCACAGCCACAUGGACAUCAUAUGCAACAAAUGCCUCAUAGUAUUCCACCACCUCCACAGAUGCAUGGGCACCAAAGAGAGAACUAUAACAACCCAAACAAAAGACCUUUCAAUAAUGCAGAUCGAGGAGAAUGGAGAGAUAGGAAAUUUAACUAUGGGGGUAACAACAACCAGCAAUGGAGUGGAGACCGUCAUCACCAGUAUGACCAGCACCGAUACAAAGAUCAUCACUAUUCUGAUCGACGUCCUCAUGGGGAUCCUCGGAGAAAUUCUGCAAACUACAGACAGAACAAUGCAUCUCGCAAGAGGCCCUAUGAGCAGUAUAACAAUGAACGGGAUCACAGAGGCCACAGGGAAUAUUAUGACAGACAUCACCAUGACAAUAAGCGGAGGAGACCAGAUGAAUUUCGUGCUCAGGGUUACCAUCAGCAGGACUUCAGACGAAUGGGUUCUGACCACAGGCCACCAAUGGGAUACCAUGGUCAAGGACCUUCUGACCACUACCGGUCAUUUCACCCAGAUAAAUCUGGGGAUUAUAAAGGUUCUACUUCUUCCCACCAGUCAUCAUCUCUCUCAGACCCCCGUUCCCCCCCAGUCCAGAAAUCCCCUCAUGAGUCAAAAUCUCCAUUGGACAAAUCACUAGAACAGAAGAAUACAGACUACAAUUGGAAUUCCCGGAAAACAUAGGGGGGAGACCUUUUGAAUUCAAGUUCUAAUAAAAGCCCACAAUGCCCACUUGCUUAAAGUGGACCUUGCUGCUAUAGACUGUGCUCAUUUGAGAGAUAGGAAUCCUGGAUAUACUUACAUGAGGCAUAUGGCUCACUUUUUAAGAGAUUUCAACCUGUGCCAAGCAUAUGAAGUGAUACAUUUCUUUUUUUUCACAUACGUUUUAUAUCAUUUCAAUAAUGUUUCCCUUCGAGUGCUUAGGUGGUAUUUGGGACUCGUCCAACAUAAAAUAUUCCUUGAAGAAUGGGCAGCAUAGUCAACAGAAUGUAAUUCCUGUUGAUGUUUGGUUCAGGGCCGUGACGACUUGCCUGUGAACUAAGUCUAAUGCAUAUUAUGAAUAUAAGUGUUUAACUUAUCUGUCGAAUAUACUUGUGCACAAAGUGCUCAUAUCGUAUUUUCUAACAGACUCAGAUUCAAUGAAGAAAAACCUGGCUGUGGAUGUUUGUACACAAUAUGACUUUUUUUUAGUAUUGCUUCAAAAAGGGAAAGACCAAUGUUGUGGAUCUGGCAGCAAACAUCCCUUAAUCCUUUAAAAUAUUAUUGUUUUCUGCCGAGAUUUAGAAAAUCUUGAAACAUUUGUCAAUAGUUGCUAAAGUGCAAAGAUGAACCUGUUUAGAUCCCUUAAACUGUCUACACACAUAUGCUAGCCAUUGGGCGAAAAGCUGUACAGUGGUCCCUCAACAUACGAUGGUAAUUUGUUCCAAACGACCCAUCGUUUGUCGAAUCCAUCGUAUGUUGAGGGAUUUGUGCAAUAGUAAAAGUACAUUUAUACUCCCCUGUCCCCGCCGCUCCGGACCGCGUCCUCACCGUUCCCGAUGCUGUCCUGCUGCUCCGGCAUCUUCUUCUGGAUCCUCCGGUGUCCGGGGCUCGCUUUCUGGUGGCGUUAUUACGUUGCUAUGCCGGGACAUAAUUACGACGCCGGAAAGCGAGGCCCGGACCCCGGAGAAGAUGCAGAAGACGCCGGAGGAUUGCGAAAUGGACCCGGAGCAGCGGGGAUAGAUAAGUGAACCUGUCCCGGCUGCUUAAACUGCUAUUCGACAGCAGCUUAAGCAUUUUGCGCUGUAGGAUAGCAGUUAAUGCGAUGGCCCCGACAUAUAAAAGCAUCGUAUGUCGAUGCUGACAUCGACAUGCGAUGGCCUCUGAGAGGCCAUCGUAUGUUGAUUUGAUCAUAUGUUGGGGCCAUCGCAUGUCGGGGGGUUACUGUAUUUCCCAGCUCACCCUCGAUUGGCAAAGCAUAGAGCAGUGUUUCCCAAACAGGGUGCCCUCCAGCUGCUGCAAAACUACAACUCCCAGCAUGCCCGGACAGCCUUUGGCUGUCCGGGCAUGCUGGGAGUUUUAGUUUUGCAGCAGCUGGAGGCAUCCUGGUUGGGAAACACUGGCAAUAGGCUUUAUGUAUUCUGAAUGAAUAGUGGGAAGAGAGCUGCUGCCAGACUCUUCUUCUGGUAGCUUAUUCUAAAAUACCUAGUGUGCUUGCCACUUCAGUAUUUUCUAAAAUACUUGUUAGGGUUGCCAUAUUAUUAUUUAUAGUCACAUUAGAUUUCAUUGUAUGAUACACAACAGUUUAUCAGUGUGUAGCUCUUGAUCAUACUGUGCAGUUUCUAUUAAUGCACAUUAACAUAACAGUGCAGUUAUUGUGCAUAAGAUUUAAAACAUGGCUGCAUAUUUUUUUUACUGAAAUUCCUUCAAAGUGACAGCCUAAUGUGUUUCUUUAUCUAUAUAGGCCCAGAUUUAUCAAAUUGUGUGAGAGAAAAAGUGGAGGGAUUUUCCCAACCAAUCACAGCUCGGCUAAGGAGCUGUGGUAAAGUGAAAGCUGAGCUGUGAUUGGUUGUUGUUGGAAAAUCUCUCCACUUUUCCUCUCGCACAGUUUGAUAAAUUUGGGCCUAUGCCCAUCAAUACCACACCUUUUUAUGCAACCAUCAAGGGAAAUUGUGUUGCUUAUGCCAAAAAAAAAGUAGAAAACAAAACAUUCUUCCAGUAUUAGAAACAUGGUGUUAACAGAGAUAUUCUAGGUUACUGUGCAUGUAUGUGUGAACAGAAUAACCGCUUUCUUUACUGCUUCUUAUGUCUUACUCUGGGACAAGGGCCUUUUGGUCAUAGCAGGUACGUUUUGAUCAGGGAUUAAGUCCUGGGGGAAAAAAAGUUUGGGAACUUACCCAAGAUUUCCACUCAAGGGCUGGUCCUGCUGUGGAGAAAGUGCAGGAACUCAGUUCCCAUGCGUUCCUGCAGGACUUGAAACCUGGUUUUGAGAAGUGUAUUUUAUCUCUUUACCUUCCAUCUUUGUUUCAAAUGCAGCAAGGGGAGGUAGAAAUCUUGUUAUUUGACAAAAAUAAUUAAGAUGUGGAAUAUAAAUGUAAAAUACAGUUUUGCAAAAUGACCUGUGAACACUAUUUUUACAUCUUUUUUUUUCUUUUCCUGUCAUUACACUCAUAAGCCAUCAGGGCAGUCCCCAGCAGCUUUACCCCUCAACUCCCGCCCCCAACUCCAACCAUUGAUAGAUUUCUUCCUAUACCCAAAUCCAUCAAGCAAGGCAGGCAGAGGCCACCAUGGACCCCCUCCCAUCCAAUGACUUAGGCGUCAUGAAAGUGAUGACAGGUUUCCUUUAGUAAGUCUUCAUAGCCAUUAGAGCUUCAUUUUUCAUACACAAAGAAUUCUGAAAGUCUUCAUAUAGUUUCACUUUUUACACAUUUUGUUACGUUGUGGCCUUGUGCUAAAAUCAACGUAAUUCAAGUUUUCCCCCAUCAUAGUGAGAAUGUGAAAACUGAAUUUUUUACAUUUUUGCUAUUAAAAGCAACACUAAAAUUUCACAGGGACAAAAAUCUUUUGGCCCUUUACUUGGUACUUAGUUAAAGCAUUUUUGCCAAUGUUUACAGUCUUGUUGGGUAUAUAGUAGGGAUCGACCGAUUAUCGGUUUAGCCGAUAUUAUCGGCCGAUAUUCACGAUUUUGGAUGUUAUCGGUAUCGGCAAUUACCUUGCCCCCUGCACCGCCCCCACCGCACUGCACCCCCCCACCACCACCGCUGCCCCAUUGCCUCCCCCAUCCCUGCUACUUCUGGCUCCUGCGGCGUCCUGUGUUACCCUCUGUGCUGCGCAAUGACGAGUGACGUCCUCAACGCAACGUCACCGUCAGUGCGCACAGUGACAGCUCAGGAGGACGCAGCCGGAGCCAGAAGUAGUGUGGGUCCUGGGAUCAGGUAAUUAUGAAACCGGGAAUGGGGGAGGAAAUGGGGAAGCGGCGGCAGUCUCUGGCCGGGGCGGUGCGGUGGGGGGGAGGCGGUGGUGGUGAUAGGACUCAGGACAGGCAGGGGGAGAAAAGCGGGUGGUGGCGGCGGUCUCUGGCACCGCAAAAGCCGCUGCAGUUCAUUGAUUUAAAGCGCCCGCUUUAAAUCGAUGAUCUGCAGGGGGGGUGGUUGGAAUAAAUAGCCGAUAACUUAUUCCGGAAUAUCGGUAUAAGUUAUCGGCUAUCGUCACUAAUCUCCACAGAGUAUCGGCCCUAAAAAAUCAAUAUCGGUCGAUCCCUAGUAUAUAGACUGCGGUGUGUAAUAGCAAAGGGUCCGAAUACUUACUCCCAUGAAUAAUUUUAGUUUUUCCUUUUUAAGAAAAUCUAAAAUUCUGUUUUCACUUUGUCAUUACGGGGCACAGAUGGGGGAAACGUGUUACUUUAUUCUAGCACAAGGCCUCAACAUAACAAUUGGGAAAAAAGGGAAAGGGUCUACUCGAAAAACCUUUCUGAAUGUGUUGUAUGAAUGUGCUGGGCUACUUGAAUCCACUAUUAGAGGAAACUUACUGAAUACAUUGUUAAUACUGAGUUCCGUGUUAUAACAAUAUUCAGUAAUCUUUCUCCAUUGCUGACUCCAGGUAGCCAAAAUCUUUUAUAUCUAUGUCUAUGCAGGGGAUUUGGAGCUCUGCAUCACAUAAAUGGAGUUUUAAAGGGGUACUCCACUCCCCAGCAUUCGAAACAUUUAGUUCUGAACGCUGGGUGUGGGCCCUUGCAGUCCCCUGUGACGUCAUGCUCCUCCCCCUCAAUGCAAGUCUAUGGGAGGGGGCUUGACGCCCCCUCCCAUAGACUUGCAUUGAGGGGAUCGGGAAGUGAUGGCACAAAGGGGGCAUGGUGACCCCCCAAAGCCCGCACCCAGUGUUCAGAACUAAACUGUUGUGAAUGCUGGUGAGUGGAGUACCCUUUUAAGGGUUAUGACAAAACCUUAAUAUAGUUUAGAAUUUUGGCAUGUUAUAUUAGUCUAAUCCAUAUAAUUAUUAAGGUAACUAAUCCUUUAUGUAAAUGGACUGUAUCUUGUGCAUUUGUACUAGAGCCAACAUAUGUGUUGCCCUCAUCCUUAUAUUAAUCCUGUCAAAAUAGAGUUUCCCGUAUAAGAGCUACAGUAGGGUAUCCUUAAUAGCACAGUGUCAGAUUGAUGUUAUCGAUUGCACAACACACUUUUACAGUCAGGCGCAGGUAGAAUAUUCUUCACUUUAUCUGAUCAAGGGUGAGAGUUAACCCUUAAAUAAUAUAUUACUUGUGUACAAUAUAAGCAGAGGCAUUGGAUGCAUUUCUGCACACAAAUAAGUUAAUAUAUAAAAGUUGCAGAGACAAAAUGAACGAGAGCCUCGUAUAGUAGAAUAUUACCCCUCUUUAUAAAGGGUCUGUAUUACAUUUGUUUUGAGGAACAACACCACACCUGUCUAUAGGCUGCAUCUGGUAUUGCACUGUGGCCUUAUUGACAUGUGGCACUGUUUCUUGGGGGGAAAAAAGCAAAAGUUUUAUUUUCUAUUAUCUUUUGACCUUGAAGUCUAUUGCACCUUGAGCUGGUUUCAUUAGUUAGACCUUUAAGAUCCUAGUAAGCCAGGAUGUUCUAAAAUUGUGAUACUUUUCAUUAACUUAUAAUGUAUAGUAAAUCCCUGGCCAAAUGAACUAUAAGUAAGAACUUGUAUUCAUUAGCCUUACUCGGCCUAAGUAAUUCAGAAAUAAAUUAUUAAUAUUCAUUAGUAUUUGCAGCUGUGGAAAUGGGGGAAAAAAUUGAGAAUGUAUUAAUGACGUAAUCCUAUAGAUUGGUAUUGCUUAAGAAAUGGUCACAGAAACUGUACAAGUGCCUUAGUAAUCGUCUGUCAUUACGUUCUGCAGUAAUGAAAUCAUGAGAAAUUGUCAUUUAUAUGGGAAGUGUAAAGUUCAAUGCUUGUUUUCUCCUAUGGCCAAGAAAGGAGGUUUCAUUCUCGUGCAGUUAUCUGUAUAACAAUAUGGAAUCUUUUCUUCUUAUAAGUAUUAUGUAUCUGAAGGGAACUUUGUAUAGUCCCAUGAUCACUGCUUGUUUGCUUAGUGGUUUAUAAAGGGAUACAUCUGCUCAUGAAACGAUCCAUUUGACCAUUGUCCAGUAGUAUGUCCAAGGGACUUGGUUGUUACAAUAGAAAUGGCCUGCGUGAGAAUGCUGCAAAUAAGAUGUGCCACUGUUGUCCUUAGAAACCAGAUUCGUGCUGAACGCAGUGAUCUGAUUGGUUGCUAAUAGGCAACACUGGGACGUCUUACCUGCUAUCGUUAUACAUAGAGCCCAGUAUGGUUUCAGAGUUCUUUUUUUUUCCAUUAAUUUUUUUUUUAUUAAUUUGAAAACUUGGUGAUUGUUGCAAACAUUGGGACAGUGAAAUGGGAAAGUGGGAUGUUUAUCUGCAGACAAAACAUUUUCUACACCCCCUGUCUGAACUGAAUGGAAGGUAGAGAAAUUUAGGGAGGGAGAGUCGGAAGCCCCCAUCUACCUGUCUUUAUGAUGAUAUGUAAAGACGUCAGUCAUGACAACACCCCUUUAAAGUGUAUUCACACACAACGGAUCUGCAGUUGCCGAUUUUACAAAGCUGUCAAAAGUACAUAAGAAUUGUCUUGUAAAAUCCGCAGCUGCUGAUCUGCAAUCACAGACUAUACAGGUUUAAAUCCGCAGCGAAUCCUGUAUGUGAAUACAUUCAUACAAAAUUUCCCAACCAGUGUGCCUCCAGAGAGGAUAGGGGUUUUAGUUUUGUGCAGCUGGAGGCACUAUGGCUGGGAAAUAAUGCAUUAGUAUAUUAGACAGUAUUAUGUUGAUCAACAUAUAAUUUCAGCAAACACGUUAUAUACCAUUGUUCCAGAAGAAUAUGUUGCAAAGAAAUAAUAUUUAUUGCAAGUUUGGCACCGAUGUCCCUAACCAGCAUUGUAGGACAGAGAAGAUCCUAUUUAAUCCAGUGCUGGUUUUGAAGGACCCAGGUAAUCACAGUUGUACUAAACUAAUCUGGGAUCAUUUCUGCCAUAAUGCAUGCACUAACUUACAUCCAUAUUACAGCCAUGUGAACUAGGCCUUAAAAACACUAAGGCUCAGAUAAAAUUAGAUAAUUUUUCUAAUAACUUGUCACAAUCAGGAUAGGCCCCUGUAGAAGUGGAUUUCAUUGAGUCAUAUGGUAUAUCACCUGUUACCGUAUAUGGUUUCCACCCCUCUACUCUCUUCCUAUAUCAUUUUCUUUUAUAUACGGUCCUCAUAGAAACGUGUUUAGACACCAUGUCACUGCAGAAUCACCCCCUCUUUAUACAGACAUGACAAGUAAGGUAUGUUGUCAAUAAUUUAUAUUUGUGUAAAGGCCAUUCUCUUUGUGUUCCUGUGUAAAUAGCUUGUUUAUAUAGUAUGUAUUAAAUUUUCCUACAUUGUAAACUGCUGUACUUUUCAUUCUUGUAUAAUAAAAUGUGAUUGAAGUUU
Messenger RNA from Hyla sarda, 12610 nucleotides. RefSeq names its product chromodomain helicase DNA binding protein 2 (gene CHD2). Gene Ontology annotation, biological process: regulation of transcription by RNA polymerase II; nucleosome organization. The coding region runs from base 420 to 5870 and encodes 1816 amino acids. The transcript has 39 exons. Gene Ontology annotation, cellular component: chromatin; nucleus. NCBI's taxonomy places the organism in Eukaryota, Metazoa, Chordata, Amphibia, Anura, Hylidae. Gene Ontology annotation, molecular function: DNA binding; ATP binding; histone binding. The record is from RefSeq and is a predicted model, not a curated record.